Molecule: messenger RNA, 2769 nt
Organism: Haemonchus placei
Lineage: Eukaryota; Metazoa; Nematoda; Chromadorea; Rhabditida; Trichostrongylidae
Source: the annotation of a GenBank genome assembly
GUCACUAAAGAAACUGCAGCACCCCAAUUCGUUGAAGGUUUGAAGUCAGUACAUAUCAAGGAGAAGGAAACUCUUAACCUAUCCGUAACUGUCACCGGUUCACCACAACCGACGAUUGCUUGGUUCAAGGACGAGGUACCCAUUGUAGUCGAUAACGUUCACAUUGUGGCCAAAGAGGAGGAUGGUGGUCGGUGGACCCUCACCAUCAAAGAUUUGUGCGUUGCUGACGCUGGAACGUAUUCAUGCAUGGCAACCAAUUCCAGUGGAGAAGUUCGUACCGAUGCAAAAGUUGAUGUCGAAGUUAUAAAGGUGUUAGAAUGUAAGUUUUACAAUUGGUUCUAUGUUAGUAAUAGUCAACACAUGCUAUUUCAUUCUCUAAGCUUGUUUCGAUUUUUGUCCAUUAAUCCACUCGCACCCACCUUCACAAAAUCGCUUGUGGACCAAUCAAUAUCGAUCGGCGACCAACUGAUUCUAUUCUGCUCUGUGAAAGGUGCUCCCCAACCAGUGGUGGAAUUUUACCGUGAGGGCGUGAGAAUCAAAUCCUCAACAAGAAUAGCAAUCGAGCACGACAAAACAAAUACUCAUUGGAGAGUGCUUAUCAAGGAAUCCUCUCAGGAAGACUUGGGAAAAUACCGUGCGCUGGCAAAGAAUACCGUUGGAACCGCAUUCUCUGAGGCUACCGUAUCGAAGAAAACCGAUAUGCCUGUAAUCGAGCAAGGUUUGAAGCGUACAUCGGUUACGGAGAAGGAGGAGAUCCGCAUGGAGGUCAAGAUUAUCAAAGAAUCUACGAUUGCCGAUGCUGGAAGAUACACAGUGAAAGCUACGAACAUAGCAGGAAGUGUUGAGAGCUCUGCAGAAGUUGAGGUGACUCGAGCUUUCGAAAAACCAUCAUUUGUAAAGGAACUUGUGUCGACUGAAGUGAAGGUUAACGAAACGGCUACAUUAACCGUAACAGUGAAAGGUAUUCCUACUCCAGAAAUCACAUGGAAGAAGGAUGGACAGCCUGUCAAUAUUGACAAUACACAGUCCGAUGAAACAUAUUCCAUCACAAUAUCUUCUUCAACUAUUGAAGACGCUGGCAAAUACACCUGCGAGGCCACAAACGUAGCUGGUACUGCCGAAUGUUCUGCCAAGUUUGCAGUAAUCAAGGAUGUUGAAGCACCGCAGUUCACCGAGAAGUUACAUCCUUUGGAGGUAAAAGAAAGCGAAAGUGCCACUCUUUCCGUUACUAUAACUGGCACUCCUCAACCUGAAGUGCAAUGGUUCAAAGACGAUCGCCCAAUACAAAUUGAUAAUGUUCACCUAAUUGCCAAAGAGGAAGGAAGCGGUCACUACGUGCUCACCAUCAAAGAGGCAAGAACUUCUGAUCAAGGUACCUACUCCUGCAAGGCAGUAAACGAGGCUGGCGAAGCUCAGACCGACGCCACAGUUCACGUUGCUAAAGAAGCCGUAGCUCCUCAAUUUGUUGAAAUCCUACGACCAAUGGAAGUAAAGGAGACUGAAGUGAUCAACCUAGCCGUCACUGUUACUGGAUCUCCUGCUCCCAAAGUUACAUGGUUCAAAGAUGAUGCUCCUAUCCAAAUAGACAACGUCCAUGUUUUCUCUAAAGACGAUGGUUCUGGACAUUUCACGUUGACAAUCAAAGACUCCCAAGUAGCUGAUAUUGGAAGUUAUUCCUGCAAAGCAACAAAUGAAGCUGGAGAAGCUCGAACAGAAGCAACGGUACACGUAGCCAAGGAAUCAACUGCACCACAGUUUACGGAGACAUUGAAACCACUUGAGGUGAAGGAAACCGAAAUGCUCAAGCUGUCAGUCACUGUUACUGGAGCACCACAGCCCACAGUGGCGUGGUUCAAAGACGAUGUUCCCAUUGAAAUCGACAACGUUCACGUCCUGGAUGCUCGUGUAUCAGAUGUUGGCAGUUACUCUUGCAAAGCUACCAACGAAGCUGGUGAAGCCCGAACAGAAGCUAAAAUGGCCGUUGCUGAAGAAUUGGUGUUACCGCGUUUCACCGAAGGACUGAAAGCAGUUGAAGUAGACAAAGGUAAACCAGCGGAAUUGACCUGCACUGUAAUCGGGAAACCGGAACCAGAGGUAACCUGGCUGAAGGAUGGCGUCCCAAUUCAAAUCGAUGAGGUAAAAGAUUCUGAAGGACAACAUACAUUGAUCAUCAAAGAUCUCAAAGAGGAGGAUACCGGUUCCUAUACCUGUGAGGCCGUCAAUAAGGUCGGCAAAGAUGUGACGAUAGGCGAAGAGACUGUCGCCUCACAAGGAGAGACAGUUGUGCUCGAAUGCCGUGUGAACAAGGAAUCGCAACCAGAAAUUCGCUGGUUCAAAGACGACAAACCAAUUGAACUAAGCCAACAUAUGGUGAUGGAAACACUCGACGACGGCAAAAUCAAACUGACAAUUCACAAUGCAACCAAGCAAGAUGUCGGCUCGUAUCGUUGCGAAGCAAUUAACAAAGUUGGCAAAGCCGAAACACACUAUGCAACGAGUGUGCAGGAGACGGUCGCCGACGAGAGUGAGCAGCUGCACGAAAUGGUUGCGGAGACGCUCACCACCGGUGAUUUCUUUUUCACUUUUUCCCCCACUGCACAAACAGCUGUAGAAACAAAGGUCGGUAGAGGCCCACCGGAGUUUGUAGAAUUAUUGCGAUCAUGUACUGUCGCCGAGAAACAGCAAGCUGUACUCCGCUGCAAAGUAAAAGGAGAACCACGGCCAAAGAUCAAGUGGACCAAGGAAGGCAAAGAGGUUUGUAAGAAUUAG